AUGGACCCCCGGAGUCAGGCUUCUCAGAUACGGAAGCGUCAAAGAGAAGGCUCACCAGGCGGUACCCAGAAAGACGAUAGUCCACUACAGUCACCAUCAACUCAGACUUUACCCAAGGUCAGCUUGCCGCGCAUCACAACGGCCAAGCCUCGGACCCGUCGAGCGAGCAGAGCUUGUAUUAGUUGUAGAGAGCAAAAGGCAAAAUGCACUGGGGGAUCGCCAUGUGAGAGAUGCCGCGAGCUGAAAGCCGAGUGCGUGUUUGUUGCUAACAAGAAUGAGAAGGUCGCAAGGCGACUGCAGGAUCUCGAGCAGCGGUUGAAGGAAUUCUACCGUUUGCUGCGGCGCAUUCAGCCGAGAGCAGAUGCCAAGGACCAGCCAUUGAUCGCUAAAGCUCUGGAAAAGGAGACGCCGCCUGCGAGUCUUAGCCCGAGCAGCGAUCUAUCCAUCGACGCUAUUACCCGCCUCGUAACUCCGACCACCGAUCCCAUCGAAGAAGACUUCAACAAGGACAAGAUAAGUCAGGCGACGGGAUUCAUCGGUGCACACUCGGACUCGAUCAGCUCCGUCAAUUAUUUCCUGGAUGGUGAAGAGCUCUCGGUUGAUCUCUCGGUGCAGCCAUUUACUAUCCCUCCGCAAGAUGUCGCAGACGAACUUCUGGACACCUACUUUGACAUGGUGCAUCCUGGGUUCCCCAUUGUCGGCAAAACGGUCUUUCUACAUCAGUAUCGACGGUUAUACUCCGAACCCCAAUCCAAGCCGCCAAAGAAAUGGCUGGCGAUUUUUAACUUGAUCCUUGCCAUUGCUGCGCAGCAUUUGAGCUUGACGUAUUUUGAUGAGGCGGACGAAUGGCACGACCCAACGAUAUACUUCUCCCGGGGAAGCAAGCUGGGAUUGACCGACACGCCUUUGAUUCCUCACCCUGACAUUCAACAAGCCCAAAUCGAAGGACUUGCUGCAUUUUACCUGCUGAUCAUUGGUCAAGUGAAUAGGGCUUGGAGAAUAUCCGGUACGGCAACUUGUUCCGCUAUCGCUAUGGGUCUUCAUCUCAGGAGUGUGAGCAAAGAUACCUUGGAUAUCUCGAAAGAGCUUCGUUGUCGAGUUUGGUGGUCAAUCUUCGUUCUCGAAACUACUCUGUCAGUCAUGACCGGUCGGCCGUACAGCGUGGCGAAUCAGUUCUGCACGGCGCCGUUGCCCCUUCCUUUUGACGAGGACCAGUUUGGGGAUGCGUUUGUUGCUCGCUUGCUCGCAGAUGCCAAUGCUCGACGCGCUCUUUCCAAAUCCCUGCUGUCGUCAACGGCUCCGGAUGCGGGAGCCUAUCUUCCCGCCGUCAAGCCGUGCGCCUCGCUCUACUUUUUGUUCACAGUUGAAAUAGCCCGGAUUAUGCGAUGCGCAAUCAACCUUCUGUACGCUCCGGCAGCCACCAGGUCGAGCAGCUACUCAGUGGAAAAAGCCCUUGAAGACCUUAUUUCGACCGUCAACUCCCUGCAAAGAAGGCUGCCCGAGCCAUUCCAGUUCAGUCGCCCUCGGGAGGACCCGGCAUUUGAGACGCAGCGAUGGUGCCUUGCUUUUCAGUUCUAUAGCGCGAAAAUGACGAUUGCCCGCAUCGCUAUUUACCGAUGGGAGCGAAGUGGUCAAGCUACCAGUUCUAGGUGGAAGGAGAUGUCGGAGAUCUGCACCAAUGCGGCCUGCAAUAUGCUCUCGCAGUUGCCCGACGAGCCUGACGUUAUCUGGCUGGCUCGCAUUGCUCCCUGGUGCUGGAUCUUGCAUGAUCUCAUGCAAGCCCUCACUGUGCUGUUAAUCGAGUUGGACUCUCGCGUCAAGCACGGAGCCAAGGAUUCGGAGCUAAUUUCAAGAUACAUACAGAAAGGCAUGCACUGGCUUUUAGCCAUGGCUUCUCGGCAUCCUGCUUCAGAGCGAGCGUGGCAGAUCUGUCAAGAUCUCUACCUACGGCUUACUCCUGCCGCGGUGCCCUUGGCUCUCCGUCGUCGCACGCUGGCACGAGCUUCUCAAUCGAUUUGCCAGGUUGAGCUCAUCUAUUCUCACCGAAUAUGGGCAGUUGAGGGUCAAAAGUUAUUUUAG
Messenger RNA from Aspergillus lentulus, 2079 nucleotides. The record is from RefSeq and is a predicted model, not a curated record. Lineage: Eukaryota; Fungi; Ascomycota; Eurotiomycetes; Eurotiales; Aspergillaceae.